GGUGCAGGCCCAGCCUGGACGGGAAAGUGGGCAGAGGUCAUCUUGUGCCGGCACUCUGGAGAGGAAGUCUGGCGAAUGAAGGCUCUCUUGGGUCUGGUCCGCAGAGGUGGUUUGUGCGCCCCCCACUGCCUAUAUCGACUUCGCGCGGCAGAAGCUGGACCCCAAGAUUGCCGUGGCUGCACAGAACUGCUACAAAGUGACGAAUGGGGCCUUUACCGGGGAGAUCAGCCCGGGCAUGAUCAAAGACUGUGGAGCCACGUGGGUCGUCCUGGGGCACUCGGAAAGAAGGCAUGUCUUUGGGGAGUCAGACGAGCUGAUCGGGCAGAAGGUGGCCCAUGCUCUGGCAGAGGGACUCGGAGUGAUCGCCUGCAUUGGGGAGAAGCUAGACGAGAGGGAAGCUGGCAUCACCGAGAAGGUGGUUUUCGAGCAAACCAAGGUCAUCGCAGAUAACGUGAAGGACUGGAGCAAGGUUGUCCUGGCCUACGAGCCAGUGUGGGCCAUUGGCACGGGCAAGACGGCAACACCCCAACAGGCCCAGGAAGUGCACGAGAAGCUCCGGGGAUGGCUUAAGUCCAACAUCUCGGAUGCCGUGGCUCAGAGCACCCGGAUCAUUUAUGGAGGUGAGUUCCGUGACCGGGGCGACUUGCAAGGAGCUGGCGAGCCAGCCAGAUGUGGAUGGCUUCCUCGUGGGUGGCGCCUCCCUCAAGCCCGAGUUCGUGGACAUCAUCAAAGCCAAACAAUAAGCCCACCCGCCUCCCCUGCCCUUCCUGCCGAGCCAGGGAGUGGGGAGCCCAGAAGCCCCCCCGCACACGCUUCUGAUGGUGUCAUCUGCCCCCUCUUGGCCUCAUCCAAACUGCCUUUCCUUUACCAUUUACACCUUCCCCUGUAACGGUUGGGACCAGGCCAAACCCUUCUCCACUCGCGAUGACAAACGUGUUACCAAGGUGGCUUCUCCUUGGCUGGGUCAUGGAAGGGGUGGAAUGUGUUGACGGGUCCUCCCGGGCCCCAUGAAGGCAGGAGAGAGAAA
Messenger RNA from Carlito syrichta (Philippine tarsier), 1027 nucleotides. It is a transcript of the gene TPI1, whose product is annotated as triosephosphate isomerase 1. Gene Ontology annotation, biological process: glyceraldehyde-3-phosphate biosynthetic process; glycolytic process; gluconeogenesis. Gene Ontology annotation, cellular component: cytosol. NCBI's taxonomy places the organism in Eukaryota, Metazoa, Chordata, Mammalia, Primates, Tarsiidae. The record is from RefSeq and is a predicted model, not a curated record. Gene Ontology annotation, molecular function: triose-phosphate isomerase activity. The coding region runs from base 236 to 889 and encodes 217 amino acids. The transcript has 6 exons.